Marchantia polymorpha subsp. ruderalis is the source of this 3133-nucleotide messenger RNA. Lineage: Eukaryota; Viridiplantae; Streptophyta; Marchantiopsida; Marchantiales; Marchantiaceae. The record is from the annotation of a GenBank genome assembly.
UGGGAUAGGCCGCAGAGGAGCAGCAGCAGCAGCCGAGUGCGUCCUCCGUCGGCCACCUCGAUCCGCUGUCCGCCCGCGGCCUCGCGCGGUAGCCACUGCCAGAGGAUCUCGGCUCCGAUUUGCCUCACUGUGCCCGCCCGCCCGCCCGCCUGCCUGCCCACCGGAGCGCCCGGUCGCUGCCUCUGCCAGCCCCCCGCCGAGCGUGGGAAUUCGAGGCGCGCGAGCGAGCGAGAGUGUGCGAUUUGGGUCGCGAGUUGCCGAAUUCCCCCGCUCUCUCUCUCUCUCUCGCUGCUCCUCCGCUCCUCCGCUCCUCCGCUCGUCCCGGACCCGGCCGUGCUCACGGGGCGGGCCUGCUUCGUUCGGUUGCGCUGCGAGUCGAGAGGCGAGGCGAGGCGAGACGAGACGAAAGGAGCGCACGGAGGAGAGUGUGGUUGCGGAGGUAGAUGUAGGAGUGAGUGAGCAAGAAGGCAGGAAGGAAGGGAGGGAGGAAGAGAGAGGGAGGGAGGGAGAGAGGCAGGAGGGCAGGGCAGGGCAGGGCAGGCAGCUGCGCGGAUUCUCGACAAGUAUGAUUGGUGACUCGCGGACCCUUUGAUCUGUUGUUAGGCUGGAGGACGCGAUGCAUGAAUGAAGGCAUUGUCGCCUUAGAUGGUCAGCUCUCUCGUGAGCGCGAUUGCCUUCGAUUCCGAUCUGCGUCUCCGCUCUUGUGUAGCGCGCGAUGGUCAAAUUUCGCCAGCGGGAGCCAUUUCUUCGAGCGGACCCUCGUCGCGUGCACCGGUUUCAAUGUCAUGAGGAUUGCACAGCGUAGGCGGAUCGUUUGCGCUAUGAGCGGAACAGGAUCAGUGUCGAAUUCGGCCUGUUGCAAAUAUGCUGGAGGCAGGUGAUGGAGGCAGGAGUGGAAAGUGGAGGAACUUGUUGUCGCAAGUAGGUACGUGCGCAUGGUGAGGACUUCUGGCAGUUGGCAGAGUUUCGCAAAAUUGGAGCUGAUGUUGGGCUCGCCGGUGCUCCUGCUCUGGGGGAUACUAUGGUGCAUGAUCUGCGGGGGGCAUUUGAGCCUUGCCUUUGUAGAAGGUCAGGACAGCAGAAUAGAGUCUCUGACGUCUCUCAAGAGACUACGGGAUGGGAUAUGUGAUCAUGGCAUUCAAAAAACAAGGCCACACACGGUCUCUAUUCUCGAGUUUGGUGCAGUCGGCGAUGGCAAGACUCUCAACACUCACGCAUUUGAGAACGCAAUUUUUUACCUCCGUUCAUUUGCCGACAAGGGAGGGGCUCAGCUGUACGUGCCGCCUGGUGAAUGGCUCACCGGAAGCUUCAGUCUUACAAGCCACCUGACCCUGUUCAUUGAUCAAGGAGGAGUCAUUCUUGGAAGUCAGGACAUCACAAAGUGGCCUGUUAUUGAUUCUCUUCCCUCUUAUGGACGGGGACGGGAGCUUCCUGGAGAUCGGCACAUGGCUUUGAUCUACGGAGAGAAUCUGACAGACGUGGUUAUCACAGGUGAGAAUGGAACUGUUGAUGGUCAAGGAUCAGUGUGGUGGGAUCUGCAUCGGAAUGGGUCGUUGGAUAAGACCAGGCCACAUUUGGUUGAGUUUGUAAACUCGAAGGGUAUCUUGUUUUCGAACGUCACAUUUCAGAAUUCGCCUUUCUGGAAUUUGCACCCGGUGUAUUGCAGCAACUUGGUCUUCAAGGACCUGACCAUCUUAGCUCCUCAUAACUCACCGAACACUGACGGCAUUGAUCCAGAUUCCUGCACCAAUGUUUGUAUCAAGGAUUGCUUCAUGAGCGUCGGUGAUGACGCUAUUGCAAUCAAAAGUGGUUGGGACGAAUACGGCAUCUCUUACGGGAAACCAAGUGCCAAUAUCGUUAUUCGAAAUGUGUAUGCCAUCACGCCUACAAGCGCAGGAAUCGCUAUUGGAAGUGAGAUGUCCGGUGGGGUGCAGAAUGUGAGUGUGCAAAAUAUGGUCAUAAAGAAUGCAAGAACUGGUUUUCGCCUAAAGACUGCUGCGGGCAGAGGAGGUUAUGUGAAAAACAUACACUUGAGCCACAUCGUAAUGCAAAAUGUUUCAACGGCUUUCGCAUUUACUGGUGCAUACGGAGACCAUCCAGAUGAUAAAUAUGAUCCUGAAGCUUAUCCAGUCGUCGACAACAUAAUUAUCACGAAUGUAGUCGGUGAUCUCAUCCACGAGGCAGGCUCUUUGUUUGGCAUCAAGGAGGCUCCGUUUCGCAACAUUUGCCUUUCUCAGAUUACCCUCGAUGUCUGCGGUCCGUUCAACUGGAACUGCACGAACGUGGAAGGCGUUUACAAGGAUGUCUAUCCCCAGCCUUGUUCUCAGUUUCUGAAUGACAGCAGACAAGUCGACAUCGUAUGUUCUUCAGUGCAAUCAAGUUAUGAGGAAAAAGAGGAAGACCAGUCGUGGGAAGGCAACGUGAUGGCUCGCAGGAUCAGGACGGAAGAAAGGUCCAGACGCUCUAAACCUCGUGUUUGGUGUACUCGUCCUGAAGGAUAAGGCUUAACAUUACCACGGCAACACUGUUUUAACUUUGAUUGCAUUCUUGCAUCAAAGCUUGAAAUUGUUUGUUUGCAAAGCUUUCAACAUCAACAGAAAUAUGGAAAGUUACUUACCACCAAAUUGUAUAAAUAAAAAAAUAAAUAUUGCAAACCAUAGGACGGAGGCUAAAAAGAAAGUCUGAAUUGUACAACGAAUCAUUCAACUGCUAGAUAUGAAUAGAACAUCUAGCAGUUUGACAUUAAGUUACCCUCAGCAAUCUAUGUCUAACUUAUGGGAAUAUUAAACCAAUUCCCUGGACUAGAACUUCUAUUCGAUAUGUUCGGAAACUCUUAUUCUCUUCCUUGAUUGUCAUUACCAUUAUUGAAGAUAGUUUGACAUCUUAUACAUCUACACAUUAGAUCCCGCCUAUCAUUCCUCACGAUUACAAGCACAUCCUAAGGUCACAUAGCUGCGCUCGUCAGUUUAGCAGCACAUGUCAGAUCACUCGUAGGUAGGACUCGCGCUCACAUGAAACUGUUGUUUGAUGUCCGUCCCAUGAGAACUCUUAUGAAAUCCAGUUUGAUUCUUGCAUAAGUGAGCGCCUUUGGGUUCGUAGUUGACACCGGCGAUGUCCCCUUGCAUGAACUCGA